Molecule: messenger RNA, 4851 nt
Organism: Puccinia triticina
Lineage: Eukaryota; Fungi; Basidiomycota; Pucciniomycetes; Pucciniales; Pucciniaceae
Exons: 18
Coding region: 1-4851 (1616 amino acids)
Biological process (GO): glycogen catabolic process
Molecular function (GO): 4-alpha-glucanotransferase activity; amylo-alpha-1,6-glucosidase activity
Source: RefSeq, a predicted model, not a curated record
AUGGCUAGCAAGAAAAAGCCACCUUCAAAACAGUCAAUCAAGUCGUCCUCCACCGUCUCUACUGACCAGAGUCAUCCCCCUCCCAGCUCGGCGCAAACCAAAAGCACGGCUCAAUCGUCACCACCUCACUCACGUUCCGCCAAAGCUCCGCCAGUGGAAGAAAGCACCCCAAUCACAGUAUUCGAGCUCAGCUUGCAGGAUGAUGGAUCGCCAUCCAAAGAAAAAUCGUAUAUCCGCCUACCAUCACCGGUGGAGCCUUAUCUGCUCCGGUUCUCGAUCGCCGCCGGGGCACGUGCGUCGAAUUCUGGAACACUGUACACGAACUUUCCUUCUGAAGGUAAUGCCUUCGAUCGCAAGCAGUUCUAUACACAUUCGCUUCCUCAGGAUACCUCACAACCCAUCCAAAUCGACUUGAAAGUAACCCAAGCCGGCGCAUUCGAAUUUUACGUCGAGUUCCAAGGAGACUCAACUAAGGGCGAGCAGAGAGUCAAAAGCAAGCCAGGAUACUUCAAUGUUGAUCCGGUUUUGACGGCUCCCGGUCGCCACAGAAUCUUGUCGGGCGAGCUCGAAAACUCAAAAAUCUUGCCCAUCGGAGAAGGCGGCCUUGUCAAAAAAGGCUCGUCUGUCAACAUACCUUUGGACGGCUUGGUUAUUCAGACCGUCAUAGCGAAGUGGAUGGGUAAAAUGAGUCAAUGGCCGAAAUAUAUGGAUGUGAUUAGAGAUCGUGGCUACAACAUGAUCCAUUUUACCCCUCUACAGGCCCGCGGGGAAAGUGGUAGCCCUUAUAGUAUCUAUGACCAGUUGCGAUUCGAUCCAGAGUUAUUCGACCAGCCCCCAAAAUCCGCCGAAGAUGAACAAAAACAACUGUUGGAUUGGUUGUCGAGACUUCGAGAGGAGUGGGGAGUAUUAAGCCUAACUGAUGUGGUUUGGAACCAUACGGCUAAUAACAGUCCAUGGCUGCGAGAUCAUCCCGAAUCAGGCUACAAUAUCGUCAAUUCGCCUCACUUAGAGCCAGCUCUUGAACUAGAUUCAGCUCUGUUGGAAUUAUCAGAGACAUUGGCCGAGAAAAGUCUUCCUCGGGCGGUAGAUUCUGAAGUAGAUCUCGAUAAAAUUAUGCAUUUCAUCGAGCACCAGACCUUGGCACAACUAAAGCUUUGGGAAUAUUACGUGGUUGACGUCGACCACGUUGCAGGGAAAUUCUCUCAAGCUUGGUCAAAUACUUCACGCUCCAAAGAACCUCAAUCCGAAGGCCCUGCUCACAUCGAAUGGGCGGAGUUUGAAAAGGCCUGUAUGAACAAUGAAGGGACUGGCUGGAAACAGGUAACGGGGCCUCGUGGCCAUUUAUCUGGGAAAAUCAAGAUGGAUUCUGCAGUUCGGUUAUUUCAAGACAAGGGGUAUGGUCGCGUGGCCCUUGAAGAGAUGAUUGAGACGCUGAAAAGAAUACUCAACGAAUUGAACGUCGAGCGUUACCAAGAGUAUGAUGACGAUGUCAAGGCAAUCAUCCAAAACACUCGCAGUCGAAUUCGUUAUACUAGACUAGACCCGCAUGGGCCGAAAAUGGGACCGAUUACCAAAAAGCGUCCUUUAAUCGAAAGUUUGUUUACACGAUUGGAGCAGGAUUCGAAGACAAAGAAACACGAUCCCAAGUGUCUAGCGUUGGCGAAUAACGGGUGGAUAUGGAACGCCAAUCCUUUGGAAGAUUUUGCUUCGGAAAAAUCGAAAGCUUACCUAAGAAGGGAGGUGAUCGUUUGGGGUGACUGCGUGAAGCUACGAUACGGUCGGGAACCAAAAGACAGCCCUUUCCUUUGGGAUCACAUGACGAAGUACACCGAGCUUCUAGCUCGCUUUUUUGGCGGGUUUCGAAUCGACAAUUGCCACUCCACGCCAAUCCAUGUGGGUGAGCACUUAUUAGAUGUUGCGCGCAGGGUUCGGCCAGAUUUGUAUGUGUGCGCGGAGCUGUUUACGGGAAGCGAAGAUAUGGAUACGUACUUUGUUAGCCGUCUUGGCAUAAACAGUUUAAUUAGGGAGGCAAUGAACGGGCAUGACCCCAAAGAUCAGAGUCGACUUCUCUAUAACUACGGACUUGGGAAGCCCAUCGGCUCGAUGGACACGAAUUGCUUGACUGAGCAGUCGGAAGUUUUGCUCACGUCUAAAAACGGAGACAAGUCCAAAGUUAAAUGCGAAAUCAUACCAUUACAUGGUUCCAGACCCCACGCCUUCCUGAUGGAUUGUACUCACGAUAAUGAGUCACCAGCCGAUAAAAGAACAGCUCGAGAUGCCAUUUCUACCGGCGGGCUUGUGGGUUUUGCGUUUUCGGCCAUUGGGUCGAAUAAAGGUUUCGAUGAUCUGUACCCGAAGCUUCUUGACUUGGUUGGCGAAAAAAGGUUGUAUGAGCAUGUCGAUGUCGAAGCCGGAAUUGGUCGGUGGAAGCGAUUACUGAAUCACCUCCACACUGAAAUGGCUCUAGACGGUUUCAAGGAAGGGCAUUUUCAUCAAGAACAUGACUACAUUUUGGCCCAUAGAGUCCACCCAUCCACCAAUGAGGGAUAUUUGCUUGUCGCUCAUACGGCGUUUCAUGGGGAUUCUAAUGAUCGGGGCUUUGUGGCGCCUAUGAAGCUCCGCCGAACGAAAGCAGCUUUCAUAACUGGCUCGUCUCUUGAGAUCCUGUCCAAGAGGGACCCAUCCGAUGAAACCGCUCUUCGAGGCCUCGAAUCAAAACUCAUACCGAUAGAGUUUGGCUCAACUGAAAACGUCAUCAAGCAAGGCUCUGAUUCGGAUGGAGAAUUCGUCGAGGUUAUCGUGCCCAAACAUUUCCCACCCGGCAGUUUGAUGCUGUUCAAGACUUGGAUGGAGGGAUUGAAACCGGAACAAAGCGAAAUGAAAGGCCGAAGCCUGGAAUCAUUCAUAGGAUUGGAAGCAAUCGAAAAAUUCGAGGGCCUCGAUCUAGUCGAUCUGAAUUUUAUCUUGUACCGGACGGAUGGAGAAGAACGGGAUUCUAGUGAAGGCCGCGAUGGUGCAUACGACGUCCCCGGCCUUGGUAGGAACGUUUAUUGUGGCUUAGAAGGAUGGAUGCAUCAUCUCAGGUACAUCAUCCGCACAAACGACUUGGGACAUCCUCUUUGCGCGCACCUGAGAGAUGGACAUUGGCCAUUCGAAUAUGUUCUGGAAAGAUUACGCCGAAAUUCCUACCGAUUUUCUAAGCUCAGCGGGCCAGUUGAAUGGCUUGAACGGAGAAUACAGCUUAUUAAAGCGAAAAUACCAGCGUUCAUGCGACCUAAGUACUUUGCCCUGCUUAUAUAUACAGCUUACAGAGCAAGUAGAGAAAGAGCGAUCGCUCUAUGCUCCCCCUUCAUUCGCCAAGGCACGGUUUUCAUACAUUCGUUGGCCAUGACCGCAGUUCAAAUGUAUGGCUUGGUGCCGUCUGCGUCUUUGGAUCCGAAAGAAAGUCUUCCAUGUGUCGCGGCUGGGUUACCGCACUUCAGUUCGGGAUGGGCAAGGACGUGGGGCCGGGAUUGCGCUAUCAGCGCGAGUGGCUUAUUUAUCAAGACUGGUCUCUUCGAAAUUGCUCGGGCUCAUCUGCUAUGCUUUUGUACGACUUUGAAGCAUGGCUUGAUGCCCAACUUACUAGACUCAGUCCGAACUCCUCGCUACAAUUCUCGCGAUUCUCCUUGGUUCAUGCUUCAACUCUUGCAAGAGUACGUGAAAUAUUGCAAGGAAGGGGAAGCGAUAUUGGGAGUUCAAAUCAAAAGACGAUUUCCGAGCUCUGAUGAAUGGGUGCCCUGGGAUUCUUCGAUCGCGUACUCGGAACAGCUCACGGUUGGGGAAGUGGUUGAAGAGAUUCUUGAGCGACAUGCCAAAGGAAUCGACUUUCGGGAGUAUAACGCGGGGCCUGCUAUUGACGGGCAGAUGAGUGACAAAGGCUUCAACAUAAGUAUUCACGUCGACUGGGCUACUGGACUGGUUAUGGGAGGAAACGAGAAAAACUGCGGAACUUGGAUGGACAAAAUGGGCGAAAGCGAAAAGGCCGGCAACAAGGGUUUUCCUGGAACACCCAGAGAUGGAGCUCCAGUAGAAAUAAUUGGCUUGCUCUAUAGCACGUUGGUAUGGGCCGCACAGCUUGCUAAGGCAGGAAAGCUACGCAAGAAUGGCGCCGAGGUAGAAAUUGACGGCAAAAAAGUUAAGGUGACUUGGGACGAAUGGGCUCAGAAGAUCCAAAAGAAUUUUGAGAAAUGUUAUUGGAUUCCAUUGGAUUCAAACGAGGACAAAGAUUUUGUUAUCGAUCCAAAGCUAGUAACACGCCGUGGAGUCUACAAGGAUGUGUUUGGUACACCCUCCGACCGAGCUCAUGCCGAUUACCAACUGCGCCCAAACUUUCCUAUAGCGAUGGCAGUGGCACCCAAGUUAUUUACUCCUGCGCGUGCCUUGAUAGCUCUGAAAACCACCCGAGAGGCUCUCAUCGGACCUCUUGGCAUGCGCACUUUGGACCCCUGGGAAGCGGACUAUCGACCGGACUACGAUAAUGCAAACGAUUCUUCCGAUUGGCUCGUUGCAAAGGGAAGAAACUAUCAUCAAGGCCCUGAAUGGGUUUGGCCUAUUGGCUACUAUUUGAGGGCGUUCUUACACUUCGACACAUUGGCUGGCGAAGGUCUUCAGAACCGACAAGUGACCGUCCACCAAAUCCAUUCCAUCUUAGCUGAGCAUCGCCGAUAUAUCCAGUCGGAUCCUUGGGCCGGAUUGCCAGAAUUGACCAAUAAGGAUGGGGCCUUUUGUCGCGAUAGUUGUGAAAGCCAAGCCUGGUCUACUUCAACGAUAUUGGAUGUUUUAUUUGAGAUUUACCAUCUAGACAAAUGA